GACAACCUGAUGGAGGAACAAUUGGCUGCCACUGAAGAUAUAGUGGAAAGGUGGAAUGGGUGGGAAGGCCCCACACCAGAGACAAAAGCAAGGAAUGCAGCCAAGUAUGGGUACAAGUAUGUCCAAAACUUUGUGAUGGAGAUGUGGAGUAUGGACUUCAAUAAUGAAAUCACAGAUGGAAUCCCCUUCAACAAUGUCCACACACCAGAAGGAAGCUGGCAAGAGUACCUUGGGGAAACAUUUGAGGAACUAGGAACACUGCUAGAGCAUGAUGGAUUAGCAUGCAGAAAUCCCUCAUCAGCAGUACCAUUCAAGAAUUUUGGUCAUCAUCAAGUGGAAAUGAUAGCAGCCUGCCAUCUUCUGGAAGGAUUUACCUUUGACCAUGACCCAAGUCACAUGUGGACAACAACAGCUACCCAGCUGCUGUCCUUUUGGCACAAGCAACAGGAAUCCCAUCCAAAUGAUGUGUUUGGAUUUCAGAAAUGGAUUGAUCAAUCUGGUGAGCUGCAGCCACUGGUGCAUAGAACUUUGGUACCCCUCCAGGUUGUGAGGCAGUGGAAAUACCAAAAGACACCUGUCCCCAAAUGCAAAAAGAAUCCUGGAAGGAAAAAUGGCAAGGGCAAGGGUAAAGUGCAGGAAGUGGGAGUGGUGGAUGAUAGUGCAGAUGAUAGUGCAGACUACAGUGUGGAUGACAGUUUGGAUGAUCACAGCAAGGCUGAGGUAUCUUGCAGGAGGCAAAACCGUGCCAAGACACCAUUCCCUUCUCAUUCCCACUCAAAUCCCCCACCAACUGAUGGUUCCCAUACCCAUGCAAAGACCCCAGUGCAUCAUCCACAAAAUAAUGCACUAACUGAUGAUAAUGGGAGGGAAAGCAAUGGCCAUGAUUCUGAUGAUGAAGCUGAUGAAGACACUUAUUUGCCCACCCUAUCCAAUUCAAAGAAAUUGGCAACAUCCCUGAAUACAAACCCUGAUCUGCACUCAGGGAGGGUCAACAAGCAGAAAAAAUGGUGGAAAGCUGAAAUCCACCCUGAAGCACACACACAAGGCAAGUUUGGUCAUGUUGAAUCAGCUGUUAUGGCAAACAAGUUUGUGCUGUGUGUCAAGCAGGCUCUGUCAGAAUUGACAUCUGCAAAUGUGAAACAGGGCAUUCCUGGGAGAACCUGGAAGUCACCUCAUGUCAGAAAGGCUCCUGCAAGGCCAGAUGCAGAUGUUCCAUCUCCUGAUGCAAAGAGAUUGUGCAAGCAAACAGGCAGCAAUUAG
Pisolithus orientalis is the source of this 1260-nucleotide messenger RNA. RefSeq lists its product as uncharacterized. The transcript has 9 exons. Lineage: Eukaryota; Fungi; Basidiomycota; Agaricomycetes; Boletales; Pisolithaceae. The record is from RefSeq and is a predicted model, not a curated record. The annotation marks the transcript as partial.